AUGGAUCUUUUUAAAAGUAUGAAGAUUGGCACAGGAACUGAUUAUGAGCUGUGUAGCAGCAGAGUUGGUUUUUUGGUAUGGGAGGUUUGGAAAGCACGAAAUCAGGCAGUGCAUCACAGGUCUAAACCUAGUCCUUUACUAGUAAUUCAAAAUGCUAAACAAAUGGAAAUUGAUUUUGCAAAUGUUGUAGAAGAACCAGCUAUAAGUUCUAAUCAUGAUAGAAGGACAGAUAGAAGGGUCACCUGGAGACCGCCUCCGCCAGGAUGGAUUAAGUGUAAUGUGGAUGCAGCUUUUCGCGAAGUGUACUCUGGAGGAGCAACAGCGGCAGUAUUCAGAGAUCAUGCUGGAAGCCUUCUCACAGCUUCAAAUCAUAGAAUUGCAGCUUCCUCACCUCUAGCUGCGGAAGCAUUUGCGGUUAGGGAAGCAUUAAUAAUGGCUAAAAACUUUCAACUGGAUAGAAUUAUUUUUGAAUCUGACAGUUUGAUACUCAUACAAGCUUUAAAAUCAAAAGCAUCAAUUGCAGAAAUUCAAGUUAUUUUGGAUGACAUUUUGGAAUUAGUGCGAAGUAUCACAAAUUGUGGGUUUACCUGGGUGCCUAGAGAAGGGAAUGGCUUAGCACAUGAAGUAGCUAGGCUUACUGCUGACGGUUCUCUUCAACAGAAUUGGCUCAGGUGCAAGCCACAAAUCAUCAUCAACAUUUUGGCAAAAGAGCACUAUAUGUCUCUGCAACUGGCAAACAGAUCAUGA
Arachis ipaensis is the source of this 747-nucleotide messenger RNA. Lineage: Eukaryota; Viridiplantae; Streptophyta; Magnoliopsida; Fabales; Fabaceae. The record is from RefSeq and is a predicted model, not a curated record.